Messenger RNA from Hypoxylon fragiforme, 2130 nucleotides. Its product is annotated as alpha-L RNA-binding motif-containing protein. Lineage: Eukaryota; Fungi; Ascomycota; Sordariomycetes; Xylariales; Hypoxylaceae. Gene Ontology annotation, molecular function: rRNA binding; structural constituent of ribosome. Gene Ontology annotation, biological process: positive regulation of translational fidelity. Gene Ontology annotation, cellular component: mitochondrial small ribosomal subunit. The record is from RefSeq and is a predicted model, not a curated record. The transcript is spliced from 3 exons. Bases 336 to 1658 code for a protein of 440 amino acids.
UAAAGAAAUUUGACUUUCUUGGUUUUGAAUUUCUAUAAGUACCCAACCUAGUCGAAUCAUAAAAAGUGACGAUGAGGAGUGGUCCAAGCUCUUUCUUAUCGGUUAUCAAUAUUCAAAGUUACCUCAUUUAUGUGGCUACUAGGUAUUAGGUAAUUACGCAGCAGCUACGCAGGUACAGUACGUUAUGUUAGGUAAAUCAUAGCACGUGAUGGCCAAUCAUCAAAAUUUUGGCGGCUUCACAUCUUAUCAGAAAUAAAAGUUUGGGUUGCGAUUCUUCGGCCCCGCGAUUCUUGAACUGUUUCUUGUUCGCCUUCUUGCUCGGAACAACAGCCGCAAUGAAGCCCAGAAGAUAUCAUGGUCUGAAACGACCGAAACUCCGCCAGAGCUGGAACAAAUACAAUCUCUUCAAUAUUGCCAAGUAUCCUCUCCCCAAGAUCGGCACAUCCGACAACGAAACUUUCUUCCAGCAGAAAUGGAGAGCAAAAGGUCUGCUCCGUCACUACCACGGAGAGCAUGUCGUCGAGCGCAAAUGGACUCGCAUGUUCAGCCGACGUCUACUCGGUGUCGUCGACAUGGACACCAAGUACAUGGCCGAGUUCGAUGGUUCUGAGAUGGCAGCUGGUAGAGGAUCUGGAAAGGACGAGCCGCCGAAUUGGGAGCAUAGCAAGGUAAUGAAGCGCAACCUUACUCCCUACAUGCAGAUGACAUUCGCUCCCAUGGAGAGACGAUUAGAUAUCGCAGUCUUCAGAGCUAUGUUUGCAAGUAGUACGAGGCAGGCUAGGCAGUUUUGUGUCCACGGUGCUGUGAAGGUCAAUGGCAAAGUAAUGCCAUACCCUGCCUACCGUCUCAACCCCGGCGAUAUGUUCCAGGUCGAGCCCGAGCGCGUUCUAUACGCAACUGGUGAACCCAAACUAGAUCCUAACAAGAAAAAAAAUAAAAGGAGACGCUUCGGUCGCAGUAUUCGAGAAGACAGUGCCGAGGAGCCAGCUGAAGAGGAAGUCGAGGCGGCUGCCGAAGAGGCUUCCGAGGAGGCAGCAGAGCAAGAUCCCGAUACAACAGAUGCGCCAGAACCCGUUCCAGUAGACAUGAAGCCCACGCGAAAACAGGUCCAGGAAUUUGCCGCGCGGUGCAGAAAGCUCCUUGCCGAAGAAGAAGCUCUCGGUGUGAAGCAGAAGAAGAAGCUUCGGGCAUUAAUGAAGGACAUGAAAUCUCUACUCAGUCGGACUAGUCGAUCCAGCGCCACCCCGGCCUCUAUCUCUGAGGAGCUUUCGUCCUUGGUCUCAGGAUUAACUCUUACCAACGAACAAGCCGCAAAUAAUACGAUAGAGUCCACAUCGCAACGUUCGUCGCGGCCAGAUCCCAUUGGCGAUCUCAGCAAGGAUGAGCUGAAGAAGCUGGAGAAGCGCAUGGCCGAACACGAGCGCGAGGAAGAGGAGAACCCGCAUGACCCCACUAAACCUUACAAGACGCCGUGGCGCCCUCGUCCUUACAUGUCGCCAUUUGCCUUCAUCCCCAAGUACCUUGAGGUCAACCACAACAUCUGCGCUGCCGUCUAUCUGCGACAUCCCGUGGCCAAGCUCGGCAAGGCCGAGGUUCCCACGCCCUUCCCUGAAAACAUCAACCAGUUGGCUUUCAACUGGUACCUGAGAAGAAGGUAGAGACAUAGAUGAGGUCCAGGACCUUCAUAUGUCAUGAAACUCAAGAAAGAAGGGAUGGAAAGGUAGCCUCCCGGGCACCCACCCCCUUAGCUCGGCAUGCGGGAAUAGCCUGAGCUGGGAGAGACACUACUACCUACGAUGCCACAGGUAGAAUAAAAAAAGAAGUCCAAGGAACUAACUGUAUUAUACAAUGCUACAACCCGCCUCGGAAAGCUUCCCGAUGUGCUAUUUGUUUUUAUUCACUGGGGACACUCGCGUUGCCAGUGAUAUAUGACUUGGAGGCACCUGAAGUCCUGGCAAAGGGAUAGAUAGCCCUAGGUUAAAAUCCUUCUCUAUGUAUAUACCUGCCUGUCUACCUACCUACUUAGGUACUACAUGUACUUGAUACCAGGUAGGGCCAGGUACUUACUUAUAUAAGGGGCAUAUACAACAUGUAUAAUACGAUGAAAUCACACCGUUCGGGUCGUUAUCG